This is a messenger RNA of Athalia rosae (coleseed sawfly), 5271 nucleotides long. It is a transcript of the gene Srrm1, whose product is annotated as serine/arginine repetitive matrix protein 1. Gene Ontology annotation, cellular component: spliceosomal complex. Gene Ontology annotation, molecular function: RNA binding. Gene Ontology annotation, biological process: regulation of mRNA splicing, via spliceosome; mRNA processing. The coding region runs from base 1410 to 4772 and encodes 1120 amino acids. NCBI's taxonomy places the organism in Eukaryota, Metazoa, Arthropoda, Insecta, Hymenoptera, Athaliidae. The record is from RefSeq and is a predicted model, not a curated record. The transcript is spliced from 13 exons.
GUGGAUAUGAGCAAAGUUAAGUUGGACGUCAUCAAACCAUGGAUAACGACCAAGAUAACUCAAAUUUUAGGAAUGGAAGACGACGUCGUAGUUGAAUUUGUUUACAAUCAGCUGGAGGAAAAGGUAAGAAUACCUAGAAGUUAACCAUUAUUAUCUUUCUUUUAGUUCAAUUUGGUAGAAUGGUCUAAAUAACUGAAUAAGCUAUUCAUUCACUCGGCUUUUUCCCCUCAGCAUAGAACGUUGAUAUUAGUAAAAAUUGUCAUAGCGAAACCAGCACUAUAAAUAUGAGAAUAUGCGAUUAUACUCAUGGCCCAUCGUAACAUUGUACACAAAUAUUAAUUUACAAAACCUACCAAAUAUUGGAAAACUCAUAUUAACCCUACCAAAUAGCUGAACCUACCAGAUCCAUUAAUCACUGAAUUCAGGUGUAAAUGAGAUGCAGAAACUUAUUUAAAGCAAGCCUUUGACUCUUCGGAUAGUACUAAAUUAGUCUGUCCACAUAUCAUGCUAAUAACGAACGUGACAUGAAAAUUGAAUCUAAGAGUAUCAUUUUAUCGAUACUAUGCAAUUUGACUCACAAUUCGUGCAAACCAUACAUUACCACAAAGAAGUGAAGUGCGUAGCUGAAAUUGUUGAAUUACACUUUGUAUGACAAGUUUUAUCACGUCUCUUUGAAUUCCCCGUUAGUAUAAGUAGAAACCGUUGCUGGGGCUCAACCCUUUUGUCCCAAUGGCAUUCGGAUGUGUUCCUCUCUGCAUCCGAUUGGCCGCCUUUCUAUCAGCCGUCAGCCAUAGCAUCAGCUCUUCUCCACUGGAUACUUCAUCUCCAUAUCAACUGCAUUGGACUUCUGCUCAACCUGCGGCCAUGUUGCAUCGUCCGUUUCAUCAUCAUCUAGCAGUCCAUUUUUGCGUCUGCACUUCUCGAACUUCUCACCAGACCUGUUUACGGUCAUCACCACCGUACAACAGUCUUAACCAAGGCUUGACGUCUUACAAGGACAUCAUAAUCAUCGCAGAAAUCCCAUGUCUGCAACACCAGUGAUUGGAGUGCAGUCACCGUUUGUGGUCCAAAGCAGCUAGCAACAAGCAAUGGAACAGCAAGGCCUUGAUAAGGCUUUCAACAGCAGGGUUCCAUCAGCGCAGUGGCUCAACGUCUGUGGGCCUAUUCGAGGCCUGCUGAUGUCUAAUCAUCAUUGAUCUCCGUUGGAGCGGUGCAGAGACAUCUCUGUUAGUGCACAAGGACACGAGGGACAAGGUUUUUUCCUGAACUAUUGCUGUUCAUUCUCUACUGUCCAUUGUCAAGGUGGGAGUGAAGUUGUCAAAGCUUCAAGUGGGAGUGGUAGACAACCAUCAUAUUCGCACAUGUUGUGACAAUCUUUGUCAAUAUGACAGUUUCCCGAUCCUCGAAAAAUGCAGAUCAAUCUGACAGGUUUUCUCAACGGAAGAAAUGCACGAUCCUUCAUGGGUGAACUCUGGGACUUGUUGGUUUCUGCACAAGAAAGCGUCACUGGCAUUCCCGAAGCAUUCUUGCAACAGAAAAAAGAUCAAAUUAAAAAGCGCUUGGAAGAACAAGAGAAGCUACAAGCAUCAUUGGCAGAAAAAGAAAAGGAAAAGGAACGUGAGAAGGAAAAAGAUGAUGCAGAAUUGAAGAUAAAAAAAGAAGAGAAGGACCGUGGAUCAUCAAAGGAAAGACGGAGGGACCGUAGUAGAGAUCGUGACAGAGACAGGAGCAAGAGGAGCAAGUCUCGUGAGCGGCACAGAGAUCGAGACCGCUCCAGCCGGAAGCGGAGAUCAAACUCACGAUCGCCCACCAAACCUACUGGAAGAGAUAACGGCAAAGAAAUGACUGAGGUCAAAACUGAAAGGGAAGAUUCGCCGCAACCGGAAAAUGCGAUACCUCCAAUGCCCAUAAAAACCAAACCGGAAGCUGCGGUAGCCAUAUCACGACUACAAGCUAAGCUUAUGAGCAUUGCUGACGGGAAAAAGAAAAUCAAUCGUUCACCAUCUCCGGAAGUCCCGGAAAAAGUUUCAAAAAAGUCACCUUCCAAAUCACCCAUCAGCCGAGCAAAAAAAUCUCGAUCAAAGUCACCGGUCACAAAAUCUAAGAGGUCACGAUCUCCGGUAUCGAAAUCACGGCGAUCCCGCUCCAAAUCUAAGGGAAGGAGGUCUCGAUCCAAGUCAAAAUCAAGGAGAUCAAGAUCUAGAUCUCAGGAUCGUUCCAAGUCAAGAAGGUCUAAAUCCAAAUCGCCUAUCUCAAAAUCGAGAAAAUCGCGCUCUAAAUCACCAAUCCGUUCGAAAAGAUCGAGAUCAAAAAGCAUCGAUCGCAGCAAAUCCCGAAAAUCACGUUCGGAUUCGAGUGAUUCUGGGUCCUCAAAGUCACGGUCUAAGUCACCCGACAAACGGAAAGAAAAAAAUAACGAUUCAAGUAGAAAACGGAAUGCAAGCUCAAGCAGCAGUUCUGGUUCCGAAACAGAAAAGGGAGCAAAAGAUAAAAAUGAUUUUGAAAUUCAUAAGAAGAAAGAUGGUGUUCAGGCUAAACGAUCUUAUAGAAAGACCAACAAAGAUGACAGCGGCAGUGAUUCUGAUUCUAGUCGUGAAAGAAAAUCAGCACCAAAAAGGAGGAGUCCUUCCCCCCGAAACGAUAGAUCUAAGGACAGAGACAGAUCUCGAGAUAGAAAUAGAAGGCGAUCAUCUUUCGAAAAAGAGCGGGACAGGAGGAGAGAUCGCGAUCGUGAACGUGAUCGCGAUCGUGAUCGUGAAAGGGACAGGGUGGAUAGAUAUAGUGGAAGCCGCGGCAUGAGACCACCAUCUGUACGCAGGGCUCCUAGCCGUCGAAGAAGUCCGCCUCGUCGUAGCCCAGCGAGGUACGAUCGUCGCCGUUCUCCAAGUCCAGGAGACAGGCGUAGAUGGCGGUCAUCUCCGGAUCGCAGAAGGCGAUCAUCGGAGCGACACGACAGGCGCAGAUCCAUCGAUCGACGAGAUGGCAGGCGGUCACCGGAGCGCAGGGAUCGAUCUAACAGGUAUGAUAGAUCCUCAUCCCGUGAUAGGUCUAAUAGACGAGAUAGAUCCAGAGAUCUCAAGGACAACAAAGACCGCAAGUCAUCCCCUGUUGGAUCAAGAGCUAGAUCCAAGGAACGUAAGUCAUCGAUGGAACGUACCAAAGAUUACAAGAGAUCACCGGAUAAGGAGUCAAAAGAAAAACCGAAAGAAAAGAAACCUCCUGUAGAUGAAAUGGUGAAAAGAUUAGAUGAUAGGAGACCACCGAAGACCUUACGGAAUGGAAGGUCCAAAUCAAGUAGCUCUCAAAGCAUGGAGAGUAGUUCCUCUAGUGAUGAGGAACCUGCAACCAGGAAAGUACCAGAUAAUAAACCACUGCCAGAAACUAGGGAACGCGAAGCUCUUGAUGAUGGCAAGAAAAAAGAAAAGGAUAAGAUUGUCAAAGAAGAUGUUCCUAUUCGUGCUGAGAAAGAAUUCAAGAAAGUUGAAGCUGUCGUUCCCAAAAAAUUAGAAGUCAGUGUUCCACCCAAAAAGAGUUCAGCUCCGAUACUUCCUAUCACAAGGCACAGGUUCUCGAAGAGUUUGUCUCGUACACCGUCGCCAUUUAAGAAAACUGAAGACAUAAUUGCUGCGGCAGCUAAAAUUAAGCAGACUCCUUCAAGGGAUAAUAAGGACGAGUCUCCCAAAUCCAUAGAAACGACACUUUCAUCUGGGGAUCUUUUCCCGUUGAAAAAAGAAGACAAAUUAAUUAAAUUGACAAAGACUACAACUGAUGACAAAAAGUUGAGUCACAAAUUGAUAGAGCUUCCAUCGUUGAAAAAAAAAUCAACAGAAGAAAUAAACAAAAAACUAAAGAGUCACAAAAGGGAGGAAUCUUCGGACUCUGACAAUAGUGAAGAUGAAAGUAAGAAGAAACUGAAAAGAAUUGAGAAGUCAAAGAAGUCGCGUAAAGAAUCAACCGAUGAUGACAAAACAGACAGAAGUAAAGCUGGAUCCAGCUCAGAUUCCGAAGAGGAGAAAAAACAACUAGAUAAAUCUAAGAAAAGCAGAGACUCCGGAAGAGCUGAUUCGCUUGAUGAUCGGAGUAAGGAUAGAAGAGACAAUAGAAAACGGGACAACAGUGGUGACAUUGAUGCCAAAAAACGCUUAAGAAGGGAGGUUGAAGAAGAUCUCAGAAAAUCUAAAAAGUCGAGAAAAGAUUCCACUUCAGAUGACGAUGACCCGAAAUUGAAGAAAAUUGGAAAGAUAGAUGAUGAUAAAUCCAAGUCCAGGAAAUCAAAGAAAGACUCCAGUUCAGACGACGAGCCGAAAAAGUCGAGAAAGCGUAGAGAUAGUUCAUCGGAGGACACUAAAUCUAAAAACAGAAAAUCGAGAAAAGAAUCGACAAGUGAGGAUGAGGGAAGAACGAAGUCCAAGAAGGCCAAAAGGGACUCUAGUUCCGAAGAUGAAGAGAUUGUUGAACGAGAAAGUAGAAAGAAAAAGAAACUUGAAGAUAGCAGCGACGAUGAAAAAGUGAAAAAAAAGCGCAAAAAGAGAACUAAAACUAGCACGAGUGAAUCUGAGGACAGCGAAGUGGAGGAGAAGAAAAAGAAAAAAGAUAAGAAGCACAAAAAGCACAAGAAGCACAAGAAACAUCGAAAGCACAAAAAGCGGAAGGCCGUCGAAUCCGAAGAAUCUGACGCAAGCGAAGGUAAUACCGAAGAACUGGAGAAGAAACUCCGGGAAAAAGCAUUGAAGUCAAUGAAAAAAGGACACAGCAUCGAACAAAGUGACUAAGAUGAUUAUAUUCAUAUAAUCUAUUUACAGUGAUGUCAGAGAAGUUUUUUUGUAUAAAAAUCUGCAAUCGUUCAUCAUGUUAAUAUUGCCAGACAAUUUAGUCGAUCCACUAAAUACCAAAUGCAGGCAUAGAAUGAGCCUCUUAUGUUAAGUGGUCCGAUUUCUCGAAGUAACUUCUCUGGUAUUUGUAUUGAAAUACACUCAAGUAUUUUCGCGUACCGUUAACAAAACCACAUACAUUAUCCAAUUGUAAUUUACAAAACCACGUUUUUGUAAUCGUUUUCGUGUAGUCGAGCCGAAGUGUAAACCUAUUUCCUUCGACUUCGAAAGACAAUCUGUAUUCAUACUUUGCAAUGUGAAUGACUUAAUGAUUGUGUGAAAUAGGUUUUCGCAUGAAAAAAGGACAAAUAACAAACAAGAAGCAUGGUACAUAUGAGACCGUAAAAAUCGUUGGUAUAAACUGCUUAUCUAUGAAUUAAAGGAAUAUUGUGUGAACUAA